UUCUACCUGACGCAUAGCUGGCUGCUGUGGGAGAAGCAGAGCCCAGGUUUCGGGCACACUGGGUGCCAGUAGGUGGGGGGUGCAUCAUCUCUGUAUAUGCUCUGCUGUGUAUGGUGGGACAGGAAAUCCACGUCUCAGUUGUGGCUGGUUAUCGCCACUCUUGGUGGUCACAUGACCACCUCACAGGAGUGCAGUCAGUAUUGUAAUGUGAAAGUCAUGCUAAGUUGAGACAGUCCUUCAUCUGCUGCAGCUUUUGCACAACUUGGAGUUGCAGUGGUGACCCCAUCAGCUCCAGCACUGCUGCUACAGCCUGGUAGCCGGGCACUGUAUACACGCGUGACCAGUGCAGCCAGUCACUGGCCUCAGCAGUCAUGUGGGGUAUACGAGUGCAUCAUGGUGGCACUGGAGCGGAGGUGCUUUGAACUGGCUUCUGACAGAACUCCCCAUUUGCCAUUAGUCGUCAAGAUGGAGGACCACCCAAAAUCUGGAGAUGAAUCCUGCAGGUCGAAUACACCAGAGACCUCUCCAACGUCGCCUAGCCCUCAGUCUUCAACCAUUAAAGAAGAGGACUCCUGCAGUGAUGAGCAGGCAGCAUGUCGGGGUGACGUGUCAACACAGACGGAGCUCAUCUUCAUUAAGAAGCAAGUGAAGGAGGAGGAACUUGACGAAAUACCCAUCAAUGGCAACACAGGAAAUAAUUGGCUGGGAUACCAAACUGGUAUCUUACCUGAUGACAAAGAAGCUGUCACCCAAAAAGUGUACCGUCCACCAGCAAAGCCCAGGGAGAAGAACUGGGAAACGGAUGAAUACGGACAAUCUACAGCCACAGCUAAACAAUUUAUCUGUACAGAGUGUGGGAAAGGGUUCAGCCUCUAUUCUUAUCUCACCAAACAUCAGAGGUCUCAUUCGGGAGAGAAACCAUAUUCCUGCACCCUGUGUGGUAAAUGUUUUGCUUACAAACCAAGUCUUGUUACUCAUCAAAGGGUUCACACAGGGGAAAAGCCUUUUUCUUGUACUGAAUGUGGAAAACUCUUUGUCAGUAAGUUCAACCUCAAAGCACAUGAGAAGGUUCACACGGGGGAGAAGCCGGUGGAAUGUCCAGCCUGCGGAAGAUGUUUUAGCAAUAAUCCAGCCCUUGUUAAACAUCUGAGGAUACACACGGGGGAGAAGCCGUUCACUUGUACAGAAUGUGGUAAAGUCUUUUCCAGUCGGUCAUGUCUCAAUGCACACCUGGUUCUCCACACGGGAGAAAGGCCGUAUGUCUGUGGGGAAUGUGGGAAAGCCUUUGCCAACCAGUCCAACCUUAUAUCACAUCGAAUAAUACACACAGGACAAAAACCGUAUGUAUGCCCGGUGUGCGGGCGGGGUUUUGCCAACCAAUCCAAUCUUGCAAAACACAAGUUAACGCACACUGAUGACAAGCCAUUUGUGUGUAUAGAAUGUGGCAAUGUUUUCUCCAGAAAAGAUGGCCUUUCAAAACAUUACGAAAGAAUACACAAAAAAAAAUUAGAAUUUUGCCGAGGGAACGGAGACGUUAGCAUACGGAGAUCACAGGACCUGAUGGUGAUGGAGGAACUUCAGGAGUCAGUGGAUGUGUCCCGAAAAAAGUGUCUUGUGUCUGAAGGUCCACAGAAAAACAAUCACGCGCCAGAGGAGUGUAGAAAUAUGGCAGAUGAGGAUGAGAUUGGUCUUCAGAAGUGUAAGGAGCCUAUGCAGAUCAAGCCAAAUGCAUCUGGUACGAUAAGAACACCAGAGAGGCCACCCUGUCCUAAAAAGACACCAAGGAUGAGAAAACCUAUCAAGUCUGAAAUUCUGAGGUUUGGGAAAGUGGAGAGGAGACUGGAAGUCAAACAAGAGGGCAAUUGUAUGGGUGAUGAACGUUUCUGCAAGGAGAAGAGGCCAUCGCAUAUUAGCACAGAUGGAUACAGUAAAAAGAAUGCAUCAGAGAGAUGUCCACAGGAUCCUGGAGAGGUCAAUCGCAGUAUCCCACAGGAUGAUGAGGCUCUAAACCUGGCUUCUUAUAAAAAGAAUAUUCUGCAAUCAAAGUUGAAAAACAGCGCUUUCCAUCCAGAUGGAGCCAGUAGCAGAAGUAGACCUGAUUCUGAUGAUUCAGAAGAUUACAGUACCACGCAAGACUACCAGGCAGAUUGCUUAGAUGUUGGGACAGAUGAUGCUACAUCCCAAAGCGACAGCGAGGAAGAGAUGUACCUGACAGCUGACCAGAGGGUUAAAGAGGAAGAUGCCAACGAAGGCGACUACAACACAGGUUAUGAAAUCAGUUAUGACUACAGUGAAAAUCUGUAUCUCUCGGCCACAACGUCCAGCGCUGCAAACCUCAAACCAGAUUGUGACAAGAUCCCUGGGGCUUACGAUCCGACUGUUGUGGAGGAGAAACAAUUUAUAUGUACAGAGUGUGGGAAAAGUUUUAGCCUUUAUUCUUACCUCACCAAGCAUCAGAGGUCUCAUUCAGGGGAGAAGCCAUUUUCCUGCAAUGAAUGUGGCAAAUGUUUUACCUAUAAGCCAAGCCUCAUCAGUCAUCAAAGGGUUCAUACUGGGGAAAAACCAUUCUCUUGCACUGAAUGUGGGAAACUGUUUUCCAGUAAAUUUAAUUUGAAAAUGCAUGAGAAAAUCCACACAGGAGAUAAGCCAGUUGUCUGCCCAGCCUGCGGGAAGUGUUUUAGCAAUAAUCCAGCUCUUGUGAAGCAUUUGAGAAUUCAUACGGGGGAAAAACCAUUCUCCUGUCCAGAGUGUGGCAAGUUUUUCUCGAGCAAGUCUGGUCUUAAUGCCCACCUCAUAAUCCACACAGGUGAGAAACCAUACAUGUGUUCAGAAUGUGGAAAAUCCUUUGCCAACCAUUCCAAUCUUAUUUCACAUCGGAUAAUCCACACAGGAGAGAAGCCAUAUGUAUGCCCCGAGUGUGGCAAAGGUUUUGCCAACCAGUCCAACCUUGCGAAACACAAAGUGAUUCACACCGAGGAAAAACCAUUUCUGUGUAUGGAGUGCGGAAAGUUUUUUACCCGGAAGGGGAGUCUUGAUAAACAUCGAAUGAGGAUCCAUGAAAAGAUGAAAUUAGUAUAAUUCAAAUUCUAACUGACUAAAAUUUAGUUCCACCAGGAACACAAAACCCCCACUUGUGUUUUGUCUAGCUUUUCAGGAGUUCCACCACAAUCAAACAAACCAAGUAUGAUGGACAGUUAUGAAAAUAUUCACCCCUUAUUCUUAUCAAUAGGGGAUAGUAUGCCAGAACAACCACUGAAGGGCCUUAGCAAAUAACUAUUUUGCAAAUUAAAAAUAUGUUUAGAGCAACUGCCAUUAAGUACAUUAAAUGAAUUACUCUUCCAGAGCAACAAAGAGCAGAAGAGAAAACUCCUACUGGUGUAAAGAAGGCUAAACUCUGGUGCUUUAUCAUGAGAUUUCAUGGUAGUACUGUGCAAGAACAUGGGCACAGUGUAUUUUGACUAUGGGUUUUGCUUCACUGAGCAUAUCAGUUGUGGCUGGAAUUAUAUCUAAAGGGUGACAACCCCACUUGUUCAAGAAAAAAGACUGAGAGGAAGUCAGAAGCCCACCUUAUUACCAAUUAGUAAUAGACUGAUGAAUAAUGCAGGCUUGAUGAAAGGAUAUCUUCCUUCACGUGUCCCAAACUCUACUAGUUUCCAUUCCUAUCAAUGGGUUACUUUUUAAGAACACAAAUAGUGACUUUUUUGAGUAAUAAUUGGUAAAAAGAAAACUACAUCAGAGAUAUUCUGAAGUUAGAAUUUUUUGUUAUUAAAUUUAAUUUGCCACAGGGCAUAUAAAUGGCAACAGGCCCUUUCUGGGAGAGAAACUAAGGGUACUUUCACACUAGCGGCAGGACGGGUCCGAUAGGCUGUUCACCCUGUCGCAUCCGUUCUGACGCUAUUUCGCCGGACUGCCGCUCCGUUCCCAUUGACUAGAUCCGGUGGUGCACGGCUAAAGGCCGCCGGACUAAAAGUACUGCAUGUCCGACUUUUUCGCCGGACUGACGCUCCGUCCCCUGCUGCUAUUUCACCGGACUGCUGCUCCGUCCCCAUUGACUAUAAUGGAGGCGGAGCUCCGGCGGUGCACGGCUAAAGGCCGCUGGACUAAAAGUACUGCAUGUCCAACUUUUUAGUCCGGCGGCCUCUCGCCGCGUA
Messenger RNA from Bufo gargarizans (Asiatic toad), 4151 nucleotides. Its product is annotated as zinc finger protein 420-like. The transcript has 18 exons. The record is from RefSeq and is a predicted model, not a curated record. The coding region runs from base 394 to 3078 and encodes 894 amino acids. Gene Ontology annotation, biological process: regulation of transcription by RNA polymerase II. Gene Ontology annotation, molecular function: DNA-binding transcription factor activity; RNA polymerase II cis-regulatory region sequence-specific DNA binding. NCBI's taxonomy places the organism in Eukaryota, Metazoa, Chordata, Amphibia, Anura, Bufonidae.